UAACUCUUUAUUUUUAAAGUACAGUAUAUUCUGUUGAGCAGAAUUUGAGUUUAACCCAUUAGACUAAGUUUAUAAUUAUACAUAAUGUAUUAUUUAAAGUAUAAUUACGUGUGUAGCUUAUGCAUGAAUAAAUUUUAUAAAUUAUACGUAUAAUCAUUUCUUCAAAAGUAGAACAAUGGUUAAGACUGAUCAAAGAUUACUUCGGCAUAAGUAUAAGGCCUAUUAUAAGAUAGAACUAAAUACAUGCAGAUUUUGUAUGAAAGAACUAUGAAAUCUGUGAAUAUCAGAAACAGUGUAUUUCAGAAUUAAUUAUGUUGAUCGCUUUAUAGACAAUAUUCUUUUAAAAUGGAUAUUGGAAUUGUUAAAAUUGCCGAAGAUAAGGAUUUUGAAAAAUUGAAGCAUUUGUAUGAUAGUAAUAAUGAAUGGAAAUUGGAUUACAAUAAACCUGAUUUGUCUGUUUGGACAAAGUCUGUACCAGGAAUUAGUUUUAAAAUGGUAAAAAUCAGAACUCGAUUUCCUGAUGUUUUGCCAGAAACUUUAUAUGAUGUAUUACAUGAUCCUGAAUAUAGGAAAGUUUGGGAUACACAUAUGAUCGAAUCAAAAGAUAUAGGCUUUUUUAAUCCCAACAAUGAUAUUGGUUAUUAUUCUAUGGCCUGUCCAUCUCCAUUGAAAAACAGAGAUUUUGUUCUACAAAGAUCCUGGCUUGAUACUGGUGUAGAACAGUUGAUUCUAAACCAUUCUGUUUUUCAUAAAGAUUACCCACCAAGAAAGCAAUUUGUACGAGCAACAUCUUAUCUCACAGGAUAUAUUGUAAGACCAUCACGCAAUGGUGAUGGUUCUGAACUGGGUUAUGUAUCUCAUACUGAUCCGCAUGGAAAGCUACCAGUUUGGCUAGUAAAUAAAGUUACAGAAAUAUUUGCUCCAAAAAUGGUUAAAAAAUUACAUAAAGCAUCGGUAGCUUAUCCUAAUUGGAAAUUAUUAAAUAAUCCAAAUUAUAAGCCAUGGCAUUUUCCUGAACAAAUUGCAGCACCUCGAAUUCGUAUAGAAGAUUGUGUAAAAUCUGUAGAAGAAAGAAAUUCAAAGAAUCAUGAUGUUGAUGAAUCAGAAUUGAAAGAGUCUGCUACAAUGGAUAGUGAUUAGCUUUUCUUCAAUAAGAAGGUAUACUUUUACAUUGCUAGGCUUAGAAAAGAAUAGUUUCAACUAUUAAAUUCAGUAUUACAAUAUUGCAGAGUCUCAAAAAAUCUUUAUAAGAUUCAAUUGAUGCAUAAUAUGUGUGUCUGAGCACAUACACACUUACCUAAUCAAAUUUCAUUAAUACAUUAAGUAUUAAGUAAUUUUUGCAUGUAUUUCUAUUCACACAAAACGUCGCAGAGGCAUUUGAGAAUUAUCAUCAAUAUUUGUUCAAAUCAUGUGCAAAUUAGAAACACUGAAUUCUUUAAUGGCAUAUUAAUUAUUUUACAAUAGUUCCAAUGAGAUUAGUGCCAUUCAGAACUGGAGACAUAUUAUAGUUUAUUUAUGGUAAGUGUCUGUUAUUGAUAACCAACACGGUCUUAAUGGAAAAUCUGGCGUCGGUCAUCAAAGAUUGCUGUGGCAUUCAACGUGUUAAUUAUGUUAGUAAUAACAGUAUUGGAUUUAUUGCUUUAGUGAUGCUUACUGCAAUGAAUGACAGUGUGAGUAACGAAAUAUAUUAUGACCUGCGUCGCAUUAAAUACUAGUUAUGGCGUGUUACUCAAUUGAAGUUCGUAUGUGUUGUUGAAAACGUAAUUUAUUACAUACGCUACAACCUCAUAUAUACAUAUAACGCACAAUACGUAGGUCUUAAUUAUCAAAUUUCUGUUUAUGUGCAUUUAUGUAAAUGAGUAUAUAAGUAUUAUACAAAUACUAUAAUUUUUAUGAGAUGAAAAUGGUCACUAAUGGUACAAAACUUACAUGUUGUCAACAUUGAACAUUUGUUCAAGUUAUAUCUUGGUGCAAAGACACCGAUAAUAGUGUUGUGGUACUAAAAAUGUGAUUUUGGUAAUA
This is a messenger RNA of Colletes gigas, 2022 nucleotides long. RefSeq names its product START domain-containing protein 10-like. Gene Ontology annotation, molecular function: lipid binding. The record is from RefSeq and is a predicted model, not a curated record. NCBI's taxonomy places the organism in Eukaryota, Metazoa, Arthropoda, Insecta, Hymenoptera, Colletidae. The transcript is spliced from 8 exons. Bases 346 to 1140 code for a protein of 264 amino acids.